Triticum dicoccoides is the source of this 1238-nucleotide messenger RNA. RefSeq names its product COP9 signalosome complex subunit 7-like. The transcript has 9 exons. Lineage: Eukaryota; Viridiplantae; Streptophyta; Magnoliopsida; Poales; Poaceae. The record is from RefSeq and is a predicted model, not a curated record. Bases 149 to 895 code for a protein of 248 amino acids. Gene Ontology annotation, cellular component: COP9 signalosome.
CAAAAAUCCAAACCAAAACCCCACCGGAAGCCAAAAACUACACGAGAAGCCACAGGGAGGCGAACCGAAAGCAAAACCGCAGGACUAGCAGGAGAGACAGAGAUCCCCCGAACCCUAACCCUACCAGCACCUCCCGUCGCCGGUUGAGAUGGCGAUGGACGCGGAGCGGAGGCAGGCGGAGCUGAUCGAGCAGUUCUCGGCGCAGGCGGCGGCGCUCUCCUCGGCUCCUCAGCUGGCGGCGCUCGUGCUCGAGGCCACCUCCCACCCGGCGCUCUUUGCCUUCUCCGAGCUCCUCACCCUUCCAGCCCUCUCCAAGCUAACGGGCACGCAGUACGCCUCGUCGCUGGACCUGCUCCGCCUCUUCGCCUACGGCACCCUCAAGGACUACAAGAGUAAUUCUAGCGCCCUCCCUGCAUUGUUGCCUGAUCAAGCCCGGAAGCUGAAGCAACUCAGCGUGCUAACUUUGGCUGAGUCAACCAAGGUACUUCCAUAUGAUCAGCUCAUGCAAGAGCUAGACGUUUCCAAUGUGAGAGAACUUGAAGAUUUCCUCAUCAACGAGUGCAUGUACUCAGGUAUUGUCAGAGGCAAGUUGGACCAACUGCGGCGGUGCUUUGAAGUACAAUUUGCAGCUGGAAGGGACCUCACACCUGAUCAGCUAACCAACAUGAUUGAGACCUUGUCUGACUGGUUGGGAACAUCAGAUAAUUUAUUACACCACAUUCAGGAGAAAAUCAAGUGGGCUGAUACAACAAGUGAAUUGAACAAGAAGCACCAGAAAGAAUUUGAAGACAGAGUGGAAGAAGCCAAGAAGUCAGUCAAGAAGUUGAACAAUGUAAGCAGGCAGACAAUGACUUACGGGGGCAUGACGACUUUCUCUCUGAAUCUGGAGGAAUAAUGGAUUUUGAGGAGGACCGCAUCCGACCAAAAAGGAGGCGACAACCAAUGGCGUAGUUUGACUGAAGUAUCACACCUAUGGUCCCUGCUCGCAGAAGUGCCGAUGCUGUUCUUGAGACAUUUUGUCACCGGAGUUUAGGAGCAUCAAUUAGGGUGCUUCCCAUGAAGCGAGUCUCUGUUGAGAAAACGCUUGUUUUUGGUAUGAGAUGUUACAAAGAGAUGAUUUACUGCCGCAUUUAUUUAGUAGCACGAAGGGCAUAUGGGUGACUUCGCACUGUAAAGAUUAUGGUUCUGAAAAGUUUGGUGACCUAAGGUGUUCGCUCAGUUUGGUUUGGUUUUUUUUU